This is a messenger RNA of Anguilla anguilla (European eel), 2525 nucleotides long. RefSeq names its product F-box only protein 43-like. Gene Ontology annotation, cellular component: nucleus. The transcript is spliced from 5 exons. The coding region runs from base 179 to 2215 and encodes 678 amino acids. NCBI's taxonomy places the organism in Eukaryota, Metazoa, Chordata, Actinopteri, Anguilliformes, Anguillidae. Gene Ontology annotation, biological process: negative regulation of meiotic nuclear division; regulation of mitotic nuclear division. The record is from RefSeq and is a predicted model, not a curated record.
CGUCAUAUCAGGGAAGGUAGAUUUUAAAUGAAGGGAAACUAACGUGUUUUAUCUACGAUUCCACCAUGGAGAAGCCUCGAUAGGAUUUGCCAGCUUUAGUCCCUAUGUAGGUCUUCCUUACAAGGAAUAUUGACAUUUAACUGUGGUUCACAACUCGGUCUACCUGCAGUCCAGAGUCAUGGAGCAGAGUUUCAGUUCCGACACUGUUUUUCAAAGCCUAAAAGACCAGCACCCUGGACUAAAUCAUGACAGUGGAUAUGAAGAAUUACUUCACAGUUCCAAAGUGGAGACAUCGGAAACAAAAUUUGAUACAGGGAACUCUUUUUCUUUUGACUGUUUGCAUUUGUGUGCGAUGUCAAAGGAAAAGCUCCCACAAAACCAUGUACUUAUUGAUAGCACAUCUUCCAACUCCACAACACCCAAGAAGGAUAGACUGAGAGCAAAAGAUGCACAAAGAAGUCCAAGGAAAGACAUGAAGAAAGAAAAUGCAUUUUCCUCUGGCUGGUGUGAAACUCCAAAAACGUAUAAAAAGGAUUAUUCACUGCGAAGACGCCUCCUCGUGUCCAGAGCUGCAACCGACGAGAAACAGGGAAACUCGAAGGCAUUGGAUAGCAGGCUCAGCUCACCUUCUGAUGCUCCCAGUUUUGAGGAUGAUUCUAGAAGUUUUGAUUCCCCAGACACCCGGUUGUUUGAAGCCUUGGUCACUAGCACUUUAAAAAACGAUGAAGUGUCUUUGUCAUGCAGGAAGAGACGUCUUGUGUUCUCUCAGGUAAAAACGUCAACCCUUGAAGAUGGGAAGAACAAAGCCCCCCAGCCUUCUGCCUCUGAGGCAGGGAUUACCAAGCUCCUUACAGCCCAGGGAGACCUCAAUGAGAGCAUCAUCUCCUCCUUCCCACACCACUUGGCCCCGGAGUUGCUUGAGACUCCACGACAACGUAAAUUCACGCCUUCUGCGAAGGAAAACUUCCUAACUCCAGCGCGCGGCCUUGCUACAAACCUAUGCAAUGAACUGGGUGUCUUGAGCACACCUUCCCUCACACCAAUAUCCAAGCUGGAUACGUCGGCUUCUGAGGACAGUGGCUUCAACUCUCUGGGUCUGGAUAAGUCCCAGGAGUCCUCUGUGGAUCACGACGGUUCUUUCCAGGAGUUGUCGCUCCAGUCGGCCACCAGCAGAGAUAAGGAGACCUUAAGGGUCGCAGAGGCCAGGAAGAGGUCCAGACUAGAGCGCCAGCGAAGGCUCUCCACUCUUAAAGAAGGGGGGUCCCAGUCUGAGGAGGACAGUAGGCCUGUGGAGUCUGCAUGCAGCCAUGGAAAACUCCAGCUCAUGGGACAGAGAGCUCUCGCCACAGAGCAGGAGGACGAUGAACUCUUUCUGGAGAAAACUCCACUUGGCAGCGCCACCGUAAAGCUUGAGGACCUCUCUCUAACGCCAGCCCUGCAGCUGGUGCAGGCCAUGUGCCAGCGCAAUGCCAGGAGGCUGCCAGAGCAGACCAGUCUGGAGGAUUUGCUGAGUGCAUCAGAGGGUGCCCAGUCUUUCAAGACCACCUUGCCUUUGGAAGGGCUCAUAGGGAGGAAGAUGGGGCUGGACAAACUGGAUAUCCUAUCAGAACUGAAGAGGAGGAAUCUGAGACACAUCCUGGCAGUGAUAUUAAAUUUUCUCUCUUCCGAAGACAUUUACAGAUUUGGCCAGGUUUCUAAUGUCUGGGAUGAGAUCGUUUUGCAAGAUAAGAUGACUAAUCGACGGAGAAGAUCAUAUUUGAAAGACCUGAAGAUGGCUCAAGAGCUGGGUGGCGCAGCCCAUGUUGCUGAUGCAGAGACUAGGUUGAAUCUGCAGUGCAGGUCUGCCCUGAGGUCUGUUCAGGCCCAGUCCAAGACGCCUGUCACUCGCACCCCUACUUUGGGAAAUGGCACUUUCACCCCAGUCCAACACACGCAUUCAGCGAGCAAACGGGACGAGUUCCUACAGGUUGCAAAAACGCUAUUCAGCGACGAGUGCCUGAAACCGUGCCCCAGGUGCCAGCACCCUGCCAGGUGUCACUCCGUCAAGAGGGAGGGCGUAUGCAGCCGGGAGGACUGCAGCUUCCAGUUCUGCACCAGCUGCCUGUGCGCCUACCACGGGUCCAAAGAAUGCGGCAGCUGGUCUGCCAAGCGGCGCGGCAAGAAGGAGGUACUGCCUGGGAGCGCCCAGAGCAAGCGCAACCUCAGAAGGCUGUGAUCCUGUGUGUGUGCGCGCGUGUAUGUGUAUGUGUGUGUGUGCGGAAACGAGAGCGUGUGUCUGGAUUUAUGGCUUUUUCCUACCAUUUUUACUGUUGGGACCUUUAUAUGUUUUAAAUUAUGAAUCAGGGAAAUACGUUUACAGUGGGAGCUCCACCAAUCAGUGACCUCAAAUUUGCUGUGAAUGCUCUUACUCUUGCUAGAUGUACAGAAUGUGUUUCUCUGCAUGAGUUGUACAUAUUGUUUUAAAGUUUUACCUGUAUACCAAUUGUUUUAUGUACCCUUUCAAUAAAGUUUGUUUUUACACAUGG